GAAGAAGAAGAAGACAAUGUGAUGUCAUCACAGCGCGACAUUCAGCUGUUUACGCAGUUGAUUGUUUAGUGGGAUUUGUCGGAGUUUUGCUCUACAGAGUUUGAUUUGAAUAAAGUUUUUAGAAACACAUGACGACCACCUGGACCCGACAGAGUCCCGGACCAGCAGCGAGCCGUCUGUGAGCCGCAUCAGUGUGUCCUUUUGUGGGGCUCUCUCCGUGUAUCGGACGGUGUUAGCAGCAGGCUAGCUGUUAGCUUCGUUAGCUCAGAGUUUCUGGGAUAAUCCGGGGUUUCCGUCAUGGAGUAUCCCGGAGGAGGGGCGGCGGUGCUCAGCAGCGGGACCGUCCCGGCCUUUCUCACCAAACUGUGGACCCUGGUGGAGGACCCGGACACGGACCCGCUCAUCUGCUGGAGCCCGAGUGGGUCCAGUUUCCAUGUGUUCGAUCAGGGUCGGUUCUCCAAAGAAGUUCUACCAAAGUUCUUCAAACACAACAACAUGGCGAGCUUCAUCAGACAGCUCAACAUGUACGGGUUCCGUAAGGUGGUUCACAUCGAGCAGGGCGGUUUGGUGAAACCUGAGAGAGAUGACACCGAGUUCCAACAUCCAUUCUUCAUCAGAGGACAAGAACACCUGCUGGAGAACAUUAAACGCAAAGUCACCACCGUGUCGUCAGUGCGUCAGGAGGAGGUGAAGGUGUCAUCAAACGAGGUGAACAAGAUCCUGACUGACGUGCAGGUGAUGAAGGGAAGACAGGAAACCAUCGACUCCAGGAUCAUCGCCAUGAGACAUGAGAAUGAGGCUUUGUGGAGAGAAGUUGCCAGCCUGAGACAGAAACACACUCAGCAACAGAAGGUCGUCAACAAGUUGAUACAGUUCCUGGUGUCUCUCGUCCAGACUAACAGGAUUUUGGGGGUGAAGAGGAAAAUGCCUCUGAUGCUGAAUGACUCAAGCUCCGCCCACUCCAUGCCUAAAUACAGUCGGCCAUUGUCAUUGGAGCACAUGCAGGCAGCAGCCAGUUUGUUCUCAGCAACCUCCCCGGUGACUUCCGGACCAGUCAUAUCCGACAUCACAGACUUAGCCACGCCCACUGCACAGGAUGUGGUCAGUGAUUGGACAGAGGCAGGAGAAAGCCAAUCAGGUGUCAAGCAGGAGCCGUCCAGCCCUGAUGAGGAGGUGGUUUCUGUGCUUGAAGGUGGAGCUACACAAGCAGACACACCCCUCUCCCCCACCACCUUCAUCAACUCCAUCCUACUGGAGAGCGAGACACAGCCAACGCCCAGCAGCUCCUCCCCCACAACAGUCAGCCCCGUUAUUCUGCUGAGCCCUGUCUCCACUGGGCCAGUCCCACCAACAUCAGGCAGCCAAUCACCUUCUUCCACCCGAAGCUCAGACUCCACACCUCGCAACACUAAAGCUCAACAAGAAUGUCAGACCAUCGCCUGUAUCGACAGGCCCUGCCCCCCUCCUUCUGCAGGUGGACAUUCACCUGAUGUUUGGCACUUCCUAUCAACAGGGUCGGAGCUGUCAGAACAUGUGGACAGUAUUGACAACAGUCUGGAGAACCUGCAGAGCAUCCUGAACACUCAAAGCUUCAGCUUCGACACGUCUCCACUCAUGGAGUUCUUCAGUUCUACCUGUCCGUCUGGAGACUUCGACCUGGACUGUUUGGACACUCUGCUGUCCGAGGACGCCCCUAAAGGAAGUGAUGCAGGCCACACCAACCACACAGGGAAGCAGCUGGUGCAGUACACGUCCCCACCUGUCCUGAUGACUGAGCCAAUCAGCUUGGGGGAGGGAGCCGAUCUGCCCUCCUUGCUGGAGCUGGAGACGGAGCCUUAUUUAAGCUCUGACCCGCCAACUGAUGACCCAACGUUUGACCUUCUUAGCCACGCCCACAUUGACUCUGACCUCUGACAUCGCCAAAAGUGGGAGGGACAUGGCUUGGGAUUUAUCAGUUACAAUAGCAACAGGACAGCAGCAGCAAUAGAUUAAGAUAAAGGGGAUUGAUUAGGUGUCAAUCAAACAAUCAAUCAAAAGUUAGGUGAUAUUAUGCAGAAGUUAUUGAUCCCUUCUCUUCUACUCUUUUAUUCUAGUCUUUGUUUCUUCUACUCUUUUAUUUUAGCUCAUAUUUCUUUUUCUGCUUUCCUGUUUGUGUUUUCGAAGAUCUGGGGUCACAUCUGUAACAAACAGCAGUGAGGUCAUUGUGGAAGAUGUCAUUGGAUCAUGUGACACAGCUGUUCUGUGUUCUGCAUGCUGAUUGGUUGUCUUUGUUUUGAAGUGUUAAAUGUAUCUAAAGAAAAAACUAUUUUUUGAAAAGUUUAUUAUGAAUGAGUGACCCCUUUUACCAUGGAGACGAUCAAUAAUAAACAGUUUGUUUAUCA
Molecule: messenger RNA, 2381 nt
Organism: Labrus bergylta (ballan wrasse)
Lineage: Eukaryota; Metazoa; Chordata; Actinopteri; Labriformes; Labridae
Source: RefSeq, a predicted model, not a curated record